AUCACAGCUCUCCAGCCGGAGCCACGAGAAGAAGAAGCAGGAGCCCCUCAGCACUGCCCUUGCUCUUGGAGGAAGCCCCGCCGGUCCAGCCCAGCAGCAGCUCCGAUGUCCAUGAGGAGCCCUGCCUCUCCUCAGCUGGAUCUCAAUGGAUCUGGGAACAUGGUGAACUGUGCCAUUAAGACAGAAGAGAAGAGCGAGCACUGCUACGAGUCUUCAACUAGCACAACACUUGGCUCUGACAAACUACAGAAAUCACCGUUGUCACUGAGUGAAGUUACUGACUCCCAAACACUCUCACAGGAACCUGCAUCUCCAGUGGACAAAGCAUUAGACUGCAGGAAUUUUGCAUUUGAGUCUACAGUUUCCAGCCAAGAAAAGUUGGAUUUCAAUCAAAACUUAAAAGAAGUAAUGCCGACCAUUGAGAAGCUAUUGUCCAGUGACUGGAAAGAGAGACUUCUGGGGAAAAAUCCCAUGGAUUCCAAAGAAGUGAAAGGAACCCAGGAAAGUCUAGCAGAAAAGGAGUUGCAGCUGCUGGUCAUGAUUAACCAGCUGUCUAUUUUGAGGGACCAGCUGUUGACAGCCCAUUCAGAGCAGAAGAACAUGGCAGCUAUGUUGUUUGAGAAGCAGCAGCAACAGAUGGAGCUGGCCAGACAGCAGCAGGAACAGAUUGCCAAGCAACAGCAACAGCUUAUCCAGCAGCAACACAAGAUCAACCUUCUACAGCAACAGAUCCAGCAGGUCAACAUGCCAUAUGUAAUGAUUCCAGCCUUUCCUCCCAGUCACCAGCCUCUUCCUGUCAACCCAGAUCCACAAAUGGCACUUCCAAUCCAGCCAAUCCCUUGUAAACCAGUGGAGUACCCCAUGCAGUUGCUGCACAGCCCCUCACCUUCAGCAGUGAAGAGACCUGCAAGCUCAGGGCACCUGCAGAUCCAGGAAUCUUCACAGCCACUAAACCUAACAGCAAAGUCCAAAAGUUCUGAUCUCCCCAAUUCUUCCAGCUCACCUAGUUUAAAAAUCAGCACCUGUCAGUCGCUCACAUCUAACCAUGGAGUUUCUCAGGAGCUGCAGACCAGCCCUCCCAGCCUUCCUUUGGGGUUCCUUGGAGAGGGAGAUGCUAUAACCAAAGCAAUCCAAGAUGCUCGGCAACUUUUGCACAGCCAAAGCAGAGCAAUAGAUGGCUCCCCAAAUCAUCCCUUCAGGAAGGACCAUGCUGGCUUGGAAUCUCCACCCGCAAAAGAACAGGCAGAGGAGACUUCUUUACAAAGGCUGGACGAAUCCAUGUUAACCUGCGAUGGUGAUGGCUCACGCCAUUUUCCUGAAUCCAGAAACAACAACCACAUAAAGCGUCCUAUGAAUGCCUUCAUGGUGUGGGCCAAGGACGAGAGGCGCAAGAUCUUGCAAGCUUUCCCAGACAUGCACAAUUCAAGCAUCAGUAAGAUUCUAGGCUCCCGGUGGAAAUCGAUGUCGAAUCAGGAGAAGCAGCCCUACUAUGAGGAACAAGCCCGGCUCAGCCGCCAGCAUCUGGAGAAAUAUCCCAACUACAAGUAUAAGCCCCGCCCCAAGCGCACUUGCAUUGUGGAAGGGAAACGGCUCCGUGUUGGCGAAUACAAGGCACUGAUGAGGAACCGGCGCCAAGAUGCCAGGCAUGGCUACCUGAUUGCGCCUCAAGGCAGUCAGAUGCCACCAUCUGCUUCAGAUCUCAUGUACCAACGGUCAGUUGGGCUUCAGCUAGCUCCACCUCUUAUGGAUCACUAUCUGCCCCGUGGCAUGGAACCAAACAUGCCAGUCAUUGUCAACACACGUAGUCUGAAGCCAGAAGAAGGAGAUGGGACUGAGGACAGUCAUUCAGUGCCUGAUGGAGAGAUGUACCACUACAGUGAAGAUGAGGAUUCAGAUGGGGAAGACAAGAGUGACAGCGAGUUGGUGGUUCUCACAGACUGAGCCAUGGAGGUUGGCUGGGAAGGGGGAUAUAUCUGGAAAUGGGAUGGAGGGAGACUUCAUUAGCGUCUUGCUGUCUUUCAAACCCAAAUAACUAGAUGGACAAUAAUAGGGUGGUUUCAUUCAGGGUGUCUGGCCUAGGAAAGAGAGGCAUUCCAUGUUCUUCUGUCACUGGGAACUGAGAUGGUUGUAUUAAGCUAAUAUAAGAGUAGGGGCCAUAACUCAGUGGUAGAGUACCUAUCUUGCAUGCAGAUGGUCCCAGGGUCAAUCCCGAAUGUAAUCAGUGAAAAGGAUCCAUCCUGAAGUGCCCCUUACAGCUAGAGUAGAUAACACUGGACCAAUGGCUGGGUUCAAUAUAAGAGAGCUUCAUGUAUAUCCAAUGUGGGAACCCUACAGGCCUCUGUAUGAUGUUAAACUACAGCUCUGAACAUUUCUCUGGCUCUGCUGCCUAGAUCUCAUGGGAAUUGCAGUCCAACAGUUCCCUCCCUGCUAUAUGUUUGAUGUGGAGGUGGAUGAACAGAAGGGUUAAGCCCAUGCUUAUGAUGAUGGCAAGACUUCUUGCUCAUUUAUUAUCUUUCUUGAAAGGAAGGGUUAUUGGAUUUGCACAGCAGGGUUAGGCUAGAAGAGAAAUACAUGAAUGAAUGAGAAUCGUUUAAUGUAGUUGGUGCUGAAACUUCUCUUUCCAUGAUGAGGGAUAGAGCUCUUGCCCUCCAUGUGAAGGCAUGGGGCUCCCCCAAAGCUGCUCAAAUAUUAAUUAAGAGGGAGCAAUGCUAAGGUGAAGUCAUGAAGGAAGGUUUUAAUCCAAUACAUCAGAUCCAGAAAUUGUUCUGUCUGAAGCCACCAUCCUUUCUAGUAAUGUGAGUGCUCUUUAUGCUUUCUGGAGUGAGAACAUGACUCCGAUAACGAGUUAGACACUGGCAUGCUAGGUCCACUUCUUCCAAUUGCAAUGGCAUUUGUCUUCCGUGCAGCCCUUGGUUGGAAACUGUGAAUGCACUGUGCCAGCAUAAUUUUACUGGUGCAGAUGGUGGUGCCAUGAGGAAAAAGGCUUUGGAUACAGCAGCUGUGAAGGAAGCAAGGCUCUGGAGAAAUACACUGCUUGAAACUGGCAGAUUUUGUCUGUUUUUCCUCACCACUGCUGUUGUUGUUAUGUGCCUUCAAGUUGACUCCAACUUUGGUUGAUUCUCUCAUAUUGUUUUCUUUGGUGGUAGAUUUAAAAAAUGUAGCCAUGUUAGUCUGUAGAAUCAGUAUGCAAGAGAUCUUGUAGCACCUUUGAGGCUAGCUUAAGAAAAGUUGGCAGCAUGAACUUUCAUAGACUUAAGUCUACUUCCUCCAAAUGUA
This is a messenger RNA of Sceloporus undulatus (fence lizard), 3276 nucleotides long. It is a transcript of the gene SOX13, whose product is annotated as SRY-box transcription factor 13. Gene Ontology annotation, cellular component: nucleus. The transcript is spliced from 14 exons. The record is from RefSeq and is a predicted model, not a curated record. Gene Ontology annotation, molecular function: DNA-binding transcription factor activity, RNA polymerase II-specific; RNA polymerase II cis-regulatory region sequence-specific DNA binding. Bases 106 to 1941 code for a protein of 611 amino acids. Gene Ontology annotation, biological process: regulation of transcription by RNA polymerase II; cell fate commitment. NCBI's taxonomy places the organism in Eukaryota, Metazoa, Chordata, Lepidosauria, Squamata, Phrynosomatidae.